UAUUCCAUCUGAAGAAGAAAAAAUAACCGAGGAUCAAAAUGAUGAGGUUUCAUUACCACCUCCUAUUCCAUCUGAAGAAGAAAAAAUGGCUGAGGAUCAAAAAGAUGAUGAAGAGCAGAAAGUUGAAAAUCUUGAAUCUGAAAUCCAUCAAAAAGAACAUUAUUAUGAAAAUCAAGUUGUAAACGAUGACCAAGAACUAAAUCAAAAUUCGGAAGAACAAGUUGAAGUUGCUAUCCAAAAAGAGGACGAAGAACUAAAUCAAAAUUCGGAAGAACAGGUUGAAGUUGCUAUCCAAAAAGAUCAACAUCAACUUGAGGAAAAUCAAGUUCAGCUUCAACAAGGGGGGAAACAGAUCUUAUCUGAAGUCCAAAUUGAGCAAAAUCAGCAUGAGGGAAGUCAGGUCAGUAUUAAUAAUGAUCAAAAAGAACAUUACCAGCAUUUUGAUGAUCAGGUCACAGCAACAGCUGAUGAUCAGAAAGAACAGCACCCGCAUGAUGAUGAUCAGAUCGUGCAUCAGCACGAGGAGGUUUCUAAAAAAACUGAACUGUUUGUUGAUGAAGUUCACGUUGAAUCAGAUGUUACAGAAAAGAUCACAGAAUCUUCUACUGAAUCUUCCGAAGCAGUUCAAAUUGACCAAUCACGUGACAAUUCCCUCGUAUCAGAGGUACUAGAGAUUGAAACCACCUCAAUUAUGAAAGAAACAAUUAUUGAAUCUGAUAACGAAAAGUUAUCCGCAGAGCACGUCGCAAAUAAUGAAUCCAUUGAAAAGACUCCUAAUAUCGUUGAAACUAUAAAAGAGUCUCAAUAUACUUCAUCCACUUCACAUGAUGAUUCAACGAACCCUGUUACAUUUAUUGAAAAAGAAAUUAAUAUUUCCGGUGAAGUAACUUCUGAACAAACAAAGGAAGAAAUGGUAUCCAGUAAUCAAGAUGAAGGAAUUUCUUCGAUAACAACAAUUACACAAGAGACACCCGACUCUGAAACUUCAGAUGUUAAUGUUGAGGGAUUAAGUAACGAAGUUAUUAUUGUACAAUCUGUCGUUAAAGAUGAAUCCAUCAAUGAAUUUACUGAACAAUCUAUUAUAAAAGAUGAAUCCAUCAAUGAAUUUACUGAACAAUCUAUUAGUAAAGAUGAAUCCAUCAAUGAAUUUACUGAACAAUCUGUUAUUAAAGAUGAAUCCAUCAAUGAAUUUACUGAACAAUCGGUUAUUAAAGAUGAAUUGAUCAAUGAGUUUACUGAACAAUCUGUCAUUAAAGAUGAUUCGAUUAAUGAAUUUACUGAACAAUCUGUCGUUAAAGAUGAUGAUUCAAUCAAUAAAUUUACUGAACAAUCUGUUGUUUUUGAAGAUGAAUCUAAAGUUACAGAAUUUAUCGAGGAUAAACCUCCUUCAAUCGAUGAAAAACACGAACAGAACGUUUCACCUUCAAGCGUUAAAAUAUCCGAUUCAACAACUAAUGCUACAGAAAUAAUAAUGCCCUCUGCAGAUGUGGAUUAUGAAGAAACUUAUGAACCUGAACUUGACCCAAUAAAUGAAAAUGAUGAUGAUGAUGAGGAUGAGGAUGAUGAUUAUGAGGAUGAUGAUUAUAAUAAGGAUGAUGAUAAUGAAUAUUCGACCUAUGAUGAUAUGUUCAAUCACUUCAAUGGAGAGACAUAUCCUGAAGGAGUAUCUGCAGAGUCUAUUAAGGAGGUUAUAUUGAAUCAUACUUGGGCUAAGGAUGAAUCGAUAGAUGAAACUAUUCCUAGUACAUGGCUAGAAUCGUACGAGUCAACGGCCUAUGUAUGGUCCGAGAAUACUCAAGUUGAAUGGUCGAAUAAAGACACUUGGGCAUUAAUUGAAGAAAAUACUGGUACUCCCAAAUCUGAGCACGUAAUUGAAAAAAUUUAUUCAAGUAAUGAAGUAACCGAAUCGCAGGAAAUUCUUUCAACGUCCCUUGUUGAGGAGACAGUCACAGAACAAGAAGGAAUCCCGUCUUCUACAAAUGUAAAUGAAAAUCUUGAAAGCACUCUCGUAAGAGAGGUGCCUGCGCAAUCGACCAAUAAUGAAUCACACAUGGAAGAUAAAACUCGAGAGAUUAUCGUUGAAGAAAAGGCAAAAGAAUACGAUAUCAUGAGUGGAGAAAAACUCGUUAUCAAAGAAAAUAUUAAUUCAACAACAGAAGUCAAAGUAAUAGCUGAGCCUUCAUCUGUUCAAUAUGAAAAACCAGAAAGUAGCGCCACAGCUGAUGAGAAGGUAUCUUCAAUGCCCACAACUGUAAUAGCACCUGCAAAUGAUCAAGAUUUGAUUAAUGCGGAUGUAUUAAAAGCGAUCGAAAAACUAAAAUUGAUCGAAAAACAAGAAAAUUCCGAAGAAUCCUUAACAGGAGUAAAUAUUUCAGCUGGCAAGAUAAGUCAACCUACCAAUGCGUCACGAGAAAUUGUUUCUCCAACUAAAGAAUCAUUAAGCAUAAAAUCUAAAAGCAAGAAGAAGCCUCCUAUAGAGAUAACAUCCCGAGAAGUUUUACAAAAAGAUCUAAAAUCUGUCCAACAACAUGACGACUUGAAUAAAUUAGAUUUUAAUAUAGUUUAUUUAGUAACUACGGUAGCUACGACGUUUACUCUUGGAAUAAUUUCCAUGCUAUACAAAUCAGUUUUUGGACAGAAAAGAAAUAGAUGAAGAUAUUAAUGACGAUAUUAAAAGAGGAUUUUUCUAUAUAUUUUCUUCGUUUAUAUAUAUAUUGCCUAUACAGGCGAAUUGGACAUUUUGGUUUAAAUAACGAACAUUUGAUCUUUUUUUUUCAUAAUUUUUCAAUACAUCUACAUCUAAUGUUUAUCGCACUUUGAAAAUACCCCCAAUCCUAUCACAAAUGCAACAAUCAUUUUUAUUUAAAUAUACACUAGCCUUGGCUUCAUGUUAUUGAGGAAUCUUUUUUUUUUUUUAUUCCACUUAACAAAUUUUAAAUUUCAAUUAUCUUUCUCAUAGUUCUUUUAGAAUUCAAGUUAACGAACUUUCUGAUCUGUUUACUACAAAGUUUAUUGGACGAUAUUUCAUGAUUUCUAAUUCUUUUCUACAAUAUAAAGUAGUUGAC
Messenger RNA from Rhizophagus irregularis DAOM 181602=DAOM 197198, 3065 nucleotides. NCBI's taxonomy places the organism in Eukaryota, Fungi, Glomeromycota, Glomeromycetes, Glomerales, Glomeraceae. The record is from RefSeq and is a predicted model, not a curated record.